Ilyonectria robusta is the source of this 945-nucleotide messenger RNA. RefSeq lists its product as uncharacterized. The annotation marks the transcript as partial. The transcript is spliced from 4 exons. NCBI's taxonomy places the organism in Eukaryota, Fungi, Ascomycota, Sordariomycetes, Hypocreales, Nectriaceae. The record is from RefSeq and is a predicted model, not a curated record.
CUGGGAUCUGUCCCAGGCAUUGGCGAUGUCACGCAUGUGUACUUUGUUGCAUACACUGGCCACGGUAGCAGCCCAAAGGACCUUGUCAAGGUGAACACUCUGACUGUUGACAAUGCUCUAAUCGUACUGAACGACUUAUGCUCGAAGAUAGAAUUUUUCGUGUUACAAACCGGCGGAAAGGCAAACAAAACCUUCCGAUCUGAUAACCUAUUUCUAACUCGGGGCCGGAUGGCCGCCUGCGCCUUAGAAAGAGGAUCUUGCAUACCGGAACCAUACGCCUCGGAUAUCUUCUACUAUACGCAGUACGAUGUCGUAGCGAGACACGCUGCCAACAAGUCAUGGAGAUGGUCUGAGAUCUGGCCAUCGUAUCCCGUGCGAUUUAUUCCGCACCACAAUGCCAUAAACAUCGCCCAGUCCCUUGCACUUUAUCUUUCCUACUACCGCUCUGUGAAAGGCACUGGGGCCAAGUGUGUAUUCCCCGGAACUCCGGGGUCCUGGACAGCACUCCGCACCGAAUCUUCUCAGGACCUGAUUGCCCAUUUCCACAUCCACGUUUCUUUGCUCGCUGAAAAGACCAACAGACGCUCCUUUAACGUCGGAGAUGGCGAUCCAGUGUCGUGGGAGCUGACGUGGCCGGUGCUAUGCAAAUACUUUGGCCUCAACGGAGUUGGGCCCUCAGCGAAGAAUGAGGGGGAGAUCUAUGGCAUUGAAUGGUUGAUGGACCAAAGAUAUUCGUGGCCGGCCUGGAUCCAAGAGCAGGGUCUCAGGAAGAAUGCUCUGGAGGAUAUGCAGUGGGAUAUCCUCCAGACUGCCCUGAUACUCCCGAUCCGGAUUGACUUCGAACUGAGUGCAUCCAGUGAGAUUGGGUUCCGGGAGACACUGGAGCCUGGCGAAGGCUACAUGUUGGCAUUUGAUCGGAUGCGAGAGGCGGAGUUUCUCCCAUAG